Molecule: messenger RNA, 1332 nt
Organism: Penicillium arizonense
Lineage: Eukaryota; Fungi; Ascomycota; Eurotiomycetes; Eurotiales; Aspergillaceae
Product: TLC domain-containing protein
Exons: 2
Coding region: 1-1332 (443 amino acids)
Biological process (GO): ceramide biosynthetic process
Cellular component (GO): membrane
Molecular function (GO): sphingosine N-acyltransferase activity
Source: RefSeq, a predicted model, not a curated record
AUGGUUCGCCCGCGGGGAAGCUCAGCCCUGGGCGUGGACAUCAGAGGCGACACCAGCGCACCAGCAAUGUCAACAAUGAAUGAAGUCAGCCCGAUUGAACCCACAUCCCCGGAUCUAAAGCAAUUCGAUGCUCGCAAUGCAGACAAAUCUGCUGGCAAGGCACAGCCCAAGCGCCGUCGCAGCCGGUCUCUCCUCCACCGCUUCGCUGAUACCUGUCUGCGAUACACCUGGCUUUUGCCGCUGGUCAUUAUGCUGUUCCUGCUCGGCUUGUACGCCGUCAAUCCCACCACAUCGAACCCCAUGCACAGCGCUAUCUUCCUCUCGUACCCGCAGCCCCCGAAGACACCCGGUGGCCCGAUCAUGUACGGAAAGGGAAAGAAAGAUAUCGCUUUCGUGGCCUUCUACACCAUUGUGCUCUCUUUCACGCGCGAGUUCAUCAUGCAGCAGAUGAUUCGUCCGUUCGCUGUUUGGUGUGGUAUCCGUGGAAAGGGAAAGACCGCGCGGUUCAUGGAGCAGAUGUACACAGCCGUCUACUUCGGAGUAUUCGGACCAUUCGGUCUGUUCGUGAUGAAGCGCUCCACCAUCUGGUACUUCAACACGACCGCCAUGUUCGAGGGAUUCCCCCACCGGGAGCACGAGGGCUUCUUCAAAGCUUACUACCUCCUCGAGGCAAGUUACUGGGCCCAGCAGGCGAUCGUGCUGCUCUUGCAGCUCGAGAAGCCCCGCAAGGACUUCAAGGAACUGGUCGGCCACCACAUCAUCACGCUUGCGCUUAUCGGCCUGAGCUACCGCUUCCACUUCACCUACAUGGGUCUUGCCGUCUACAUCACCCACGACAUCUCCGAUUUCUUCCUGGCAACCUCCAAGACACUGAACUACCUUGACGCAUUCAUCACCCCGCCCUACUUCGCCAUGUUCGUCGGCUGGUGGAUCUACCUGCGCCACUUCCUGAACCUGAAGAUCCUCUGGGCUGUCCUGACCGAGUUCCGCACUGUCGGUCCUUUCGAAUUGAACUGGGAGACUCAGCAGUACAAGUGCUGGAUUAGUCAGUAUAUCACGUUCGGUCUGCUCGCCAGUCUCCAGGCUGUCAAUCUCUUCUGGCUCUUCCUCAUCCUCCGCAUCCUGGCCAACUAUAUCUUCACCAGCGUUGCCAAGGACGAGCGUAGCGAUGACGAAGACGAGGAAGAGGAGGAGGUCGAUGCUAAUGAUACGAAGGCUAUCGCCACUGGCUUUGAUCAAUCUGCCAAGGAGAACCACGCUCCUCAGGUUCUCGUUAACGGUGAGCCCGUUGCCGAGCAGCGUGGUCCUCGCACUCGAAGCCGCAAGGCCUGA